AUGAGGUCCUUCCUGGUCCUUGUCCUCGUAGGAGGAAUAGUCUGCAGCUUCCAUGGUGUGCUUUCUGGGGAGCUCUCUGGCUUUGGUACCCUUUUCUCCAUUAGUGAGAACAGGCCUGGAGACAGCGUGCGGGCCUUGAAAUUAUUCAUUGGACCAUUGGGCGUGUUAAAAGGCAUACAGGUAAAAUUGGAGGAUGGAUGGAGUUCCAAAUAUGGAGUCCCAGGGGGCAAGGCGCAGACUAUUACGCUGUACGACGGGGAAGGCAUAACAAGACUGUCAGGCCAGGGUGGGCUCUGCGUCCGUUCCGUGGUGUUGGAAACCAGCACUGGGAGAGUUCUUAAAUAUGGGACACCUACCGGCAGCAAUUUUGAUGAUUCCCCCCCUUACGAAGGCAUGGAACUCAGUGGCAUCGAGGGUUUAUAUGGGGCUCUAUGUAUCAAACAACUGCAAGGCAAGUGGUCGUACAGCACUGAAAUAUUUGCCACAACUGAAAUACCUGCCACAGCUGAACAAGCUGAAGUAACACCUUAG
Molecule: messenger RNA, 531 nt
Organism: Trichosurus vulpecula (common brushtail)
Lineage: Eukaryota; Metazoa; Chordata; Mammalia; Diprotodontia; Phalangeridae
Product: prostatic spermine-binding protein-like
Exons: 3
Coding region: 1-531 (176 amino acids)
Source: RefSeq, a predicted model, not a curated record